AUGGUCUGCCAUAGCCGGAAAUUGUCCUCUUCCCGCUUAGCGCAAGCAGCACUUGCUACGAAUGCUCCAGCAGAGCCGACGGUGUUGCUUGCAUAUCCUACACCUUCAACACUGCAGCAUGAUCAGGCAGCGGAGGAUGAAGACGAGCCCGACGUAGAGCUGCUCCCUCCAGAGGAGGCGCGGUUGGAAAUCACGGACAGAGCGGCUGAGCAAUUAUGUGCCAUUGCAGAACGGGAGAACAACCCAAAUGCUGCACUUAGAGUUAUAGUUGAAAGUGGGGGAUGUCAUGGAUACCAGUACAAGAUGGUACUUGCGAAGCAGCGCGAGCCAGAUGACUACCAAUUCUCACAUCCAACACUGAAGCCUUCGAAUAUUCUCGUUGAUGCUGUCUCUCUUGCUUUGCUCAAGGGUUCAACAAUUGACUUUGCGACGGAGCUCAUUGGUAGCAGUUUCAGAGUUGUUGACAAUCCACAGGCGAAGGGCAGUGGUUGCGGAUGCGGAGUCAGCUGGGAGUUGAAGAUGUAG
Sparassis crispa is the source of this 525-nucleotide messenger RNA. RefSeq names its product Iron-sulfur assembly protein. Gene Ontology annotation, biological process: iron-sulfur cluster assembly. Gene Ontology annotation, molecular function: iron ion binding; 2 iron, 2 sulfur cluster binding; 4 iron, 4 sulfur cluster binding. The transcript has 4 exons. The coding region runs from base 1 to 525 and encodes 174 amino acids. Gene Ontology annotation, cellular component: mitochondrion. Lineage: Eukaryota; Fungi; Basidiomycota; Agaricomycetes; Polyporales; Sparassidaceae. The record is from RefSeq and is a predicted model, not a curated record.